CAUCCCACGGAGAGGAGUUGAUGCUGCUGUCGCCGCCGCCGCCGCCGCCGCCGCCGCCGAAGCCGGGGCUGAUGGAUGCCAGGGAGUGCCGCAUUGCUUAGCGUCCCCGCCUCCGGGUUUGCUGACGCUCUCUCCCCGCCCUGGAGCUCAGCGCUGAAGAGCCACCUUAUUAUUAAUCAGAAUUCCCAUCGUUAUCCCUGGCAGGCGCAUCCUUCAGUAGAGACCGCAGAAGCAUCACAGAGCUGGGGCUGAGAUGUGCGUGGGGGUUGUUUUUGUUACAUCUUGGAAGAGAAGAGGACAGUACCAAGAUCAGUGCCAAGCGCGCUGGGUGGGUUUAGGGGUGUUUUGUUAGGACUGAGGAAGGACAAGGAGUGUUGGGCCCACCAGAGGUCCACAUCUCUUUAAAAGAAAGGGAAGAAGGAACUAAAGUGACUCGUUGUUUUUAAGGGGUGGGAAAAGAAGUUUAUACCCCCCAGAAAAAAGCUGCGGGAAAGCAGGAGCAACAGGGUACUAGUCUGGACACCAAGACAAAUAAUAUCCUGUACAGAAGAGGAAGCAGGCUGCAGUGAGGUCCAGAGGCCAGAGCGUGGUGGUGGCAAAGGCCAGGUUUGUUGUGGGACAGUCAGCAAGAGGAAGGGAAGGUUCAGGAAUAAGCAGAACAAUGACUCAUUUGCAAGCUGGUCUCUCUCCUGAGACCCUGGAGAAAGCUCGCUUGGAGCUCAACGAGAACCCAGACACACUGCACCAGGACAUCCAGGAGGUGAGGGAUAUGGUCAUCACCAGGCCGGACAUUGGCUUUCUGCGCACAGAUGAUGCCUUCAUCUUACGCUUCUUGCGGGCCAGGAAGUUUCAUCACUUUGAGGCCUUCCGCCUCCUGGCCCAGUACUUUGAGUACCGGCAGCAGAACCUGGACAUGUUCAAAAGCUUCAAGGCCACUGACCCUGGCAUCAAGCAGGCACUGAAGGAUGGCUUCCCUGGGGGCCUGGCCAAUCUGGACCACUAUGGCAGGAAGAUUCUAGUCCUUUUUGCAGCCAACUGGGAUCAGAGCAGGUACACACUGGUGGAUAUUUUGCGUGCCAUCUUACUUUCUUUAGAAGCCAUGAUUGAAGAUCCUGAGCUUCAAGUGAAUGGAUUUGUUUUGAUCAUAGACUGGAGUAACUUCACCUUCAAGCAAGCCUCCAAACUUACACCAAGCAUGCUGCGAUUGGCUAUUGAAGGCCUUCAGGAUAGUUUCCCAGCACGAUUUGGAGGAAUUCAUUUUGUCAAUCAACCAUGGUAUAUCCAUGCCCUGUACACCGUGAUCCGGCCUUUCCUAAAGGAGAAGACUCGGAAAAGGAUAUUUCUGCAUGGUAACAACCUGAACAGUCUACAUCAACUAAUUCAUCCCGAGAUCCUGCCUUCUGAGUUUGGAGGAAUGCUGCCCCCUUAUGACAUGGGAACAUGGGCAAGAACACUGCUAGACCACGAGUAUGAUGAUGACAGUGAAUACAAUGUAGAUUCCUACACCAUGCCCAUGAAGGAGGUGGAAAAGGAACUCUCCCCCAAGUCCAUGAAGAGAUCCCAAUCGGUAGUGGAUCCUACAGUAUUAAAACGCAUGGAUAAAAAUGAGGAAGAAAACAUGCAACCUUUACUAUCUCUGGACUGAUAACUUCUCUGCACUCCCCAUGGAUUAGAAAUGGAAGGUACUUGUUUUCAGCAACAGGGACAGCACUGUGGAGGAAUGACCAGCUGGAAACUUAUUUAUUCAUGUUAAUGUAGCAUAAUAUAUAAUAAGGCACUGGGUUUCCCAUUUGCUUGAACCAUGGGUGCCCUGGUCUGGAGUUAAAGAAAAAAGUCAAUAAUUUAUUCUGUAAGUGCCAAGUUCUUUGUAAAUAUAAUCUAAUCUUCACAUCAAGUUUGUAAACUUUGGUAGUAACUGAAAUUGAAGAAGUUUGGCUCAUGAGUCCAUGCCAGUGAUAUGAACUAUAACAAAAAACAGAAAAGACACAUACACGAUGGAAGCUAAUUUAAUGUAGCCCUGUUUCCUAUGAAGCCAUAUUUUAGCUCUCAUAGUGAUUGUUUCAAUGUUUUUCUCUGAAAUUGUCAUAUUCCAAUGUACUUUUAAUGAACACAGGUAACUAGAUGAUUCUAGGAAAUUAGUAUGAUAAAUGUAUUUCCUGUCUAGUAAUUUUCAUUUCACAGAAAAUGUGUCCUAGUGACUAUCACUGGCCUUGAAUUUUGGAGACAAGGAAUGGCAAAAGAGCUGGUAAACUAAACACUUGAACUCUUCUAUGUUGUUUAAUUCCUGGAGUCUUGUGAAAUGAUAUGUUCCCCAAAUUAAGAUGUGGAAUUCUAAGAGAGUGGAUUUUUUUAAACUGCUGUCUUCAUAAUGUGUCUUUUAUUUGAGAUCCUAUUGUAUCCAUGUCUGAUGUACUUUAAGAAUAUUGUCCCCCCAAAACUCUUUGACCAAGAGAAAGAGAACUCAUACGUGAAUAGUGUUUUGACAACUAACUUUGGACAUAAAAGUUGCCAUGUACAGAUAAGGGGCUAAUUUCUAAUUCUUGUGCACUGGUUGGAAAUAUAUAUAUAUAUAUAUAUAUAUAUAUAUAUAUGUAUGUAUAUAUAUGUAUAUAUUCACAUGCACAUAUAUAUUUUUAUUGAGUUCUAAUAAAUCCUUGAUGUGACAGGCUUAUAAAAUAAAUCAUACAUACUCAAUGGUCUUAGAGAUGUUAUAAAUAAUUACAUGAGAUGCUAACUCUGGAAAACUACUUCCACUAAAGUUAAGGAAGAUGAGGUAUAGUAAAACAGACUUUCAGUGAACCUGUUUUAAGGGAAUUCUAAUUUAAUUUGUAAUGCAAUCUUGAAUCUGUGUCAUUUUAGUGAAAUAUAUUUUUCCUUCACAAAACAACAGGUCUCAACAUAAUGUAGGCAGUAUCAGGUGACCAAGAGUAAUAUAAUUUCUCACAAAUUCAAGGUAAUUAUCUUAAUGAUCCUAUAAGUACAGAUUUUCUUUUCUGAAAAGAUUGAAAGAACAUAUUGCAUCCAUAAGACAUAGUGAAAGCAUCUGAGGGCAUCUGAGAUAGCAUGUUAUAGUUUAAAUCUAGAUGUGGAAUCCUUAUGUUAGUUUUCAUUUCAUAAAAAUUCUGCAAUUAUAGCACAUUUUAAAAAUCUUACUUUAAAUUUCAAAUUCCAGUGUGAAAAAGCAAGAUUUUUACCACCUUUUCAGAGUGGUAAUUUUUGAGAUUGAAAAUUUACCACUAAAAUAUUCUUUUGAAAGAAAAAUAUCUCAAGGAACUCUCGGAAACCAACAGAAAUAAAGGCAUGUAGCAGCCUUUAUAUACUUUUUAGCCAAAAGCUUCAAAAAUUCCACUUACAAUUCUAUACCAAAACUCUUAAUAUCAAGAGCAGUACACCAAUCUGCAGUAUCACGAACGGACUACCAGUGUUUGUAAAAAUACAUAAAUAUACAUAAAUAAUAUGAUUGAAAUAUACCUUAAAAAUGCCAACCUCAAAUCAAGUCUGGAAGAAUAACUGUCAGGCCCUCUGCUCUACCCAUAAAUAUUAUAGACCUUGGCAUGAAUUGGGGAUAAAAAGCUACAGCAACUCUUACCUUUGUAAGAACCCUAACCACAGGAUUCUUAUAUUUUGGCCUACCUGACAUAUAUUUGAUAGUCUUGGACUUUAUAUACUAUAGAAGCAAGUGUUAGGCAAUAUGAUGCAUUAAGAUAAAACAGAAACAAUGUACAGAAGGAUGGUCAACUUUUCAUUCUCAUGUGUUUCUCUUGAUAUACACCGUUUAUUGCCAAUUUUUAGAAUUCUACCGGCUUCAGAUGUCAACCAGCAUAGCCAGCUUCUUUCCCUCUCAUAAGGCUAGUGUCAUAUAUAAAAAUAACCAGAGGGGCAUAUUGUAUGUGUAUACCUAUCUAAUUAUAAGUAUGAUUCCCACUAUCUCCCUUACCCAACAUUUGGAAACUUUGCAUCCUAUUGCUGUGCGUCUGCUCUUCUUCAAAUGAGCAAUUGAGAGUUGGCUGCAUUGUGUAAAAUAUUUUUAAAUGAAUGAACAAAUUACAACAAUGAUGCCUUUUGAAAUUGCUUUAUCUAGCUCAAUCUGUGAGCUCAAUCUAGCUCAAUUGUCCAGGAAUGUUUUUGGAGCUACUUAGUCAAAGGAUAUUUGGUCAAUUUUAUAAAUCUUCCUUUCACCAUCAGCUAACUAGCACCAUUUAGGGAUUUUUUUUCCCUAAUGUAAUUUCCUGUUAUGUAGCUAUGUCUAUUGUCACAUAACUUAGUAAACAAGCACUCCUAUAUGUCAAUUUAAUUGUGAUAGUGCUCUCUCUUUCGCUUUCUCUUUUGUGCAUACAUAUGCGUGCACGCACAUGGCUGUUUGCCCUAAUGAAUUUGCCUAUUUUGAGAUCUAUGCUUUCCUUUUGCAGCUGUCUUGUUACCGAAAACAUGUAGACAUCAAAGGAUUACCACAUUUGAUUUAGAACAGACCAGUAGUUCCUGCUUCUCUCACCCUGCCUGUUCUGCUCUUUCUUAUAUCCUUUUUAUCUUCCGUUGUUUCAGGGGCAGCUGCUUCCAAAGCUGGUUUAAAAAUAAAUAACUUUCCUUUUAUUGUCAGUGAUAUUUGCACACAUUUUUGCUUGAUAUCUUAAAAGGAAGAGAUUAUCGUGAAAAUACACUCUAAGAAAAUUGAAGAAGUGCCUCUUUAAGAAUGAGAUAAGCAGUGAUGCUAGAAUAUGGAUUCUAUUUGUAGUCUCUUCAGAAAAGUAAAUACAUGCAUCCAAAUCAUGAGUGAAAUAUGAGUAUCAUUUGAAGAAGGGUAGUUAAGGCCUUGCUUUGAAUAUUCCCGUACAGCAUUGUCUUUAUUGUGUCAGUUCAAUACCAUAACUUGAACACAUUUAUAAAUCUGGCAUUAUGCUAAAACAAUAUACAGGUGUUUGCAAGGAAGUUUUUGAAGUGGGCAUACAUGAUCUCUUUUAUUUCAAUAAUAGUUUGCGUAGUAUAGGCAGACAUUCCUUAAGUCUUUUCACAGAGAAAGCUUGUUUACUUGACAGGACUGAAAAUUCAUACAUUCAUAAGCAGGAAAGCCAAGCAGCUAGGUUCUCUUUAACAUUGUUAACUGGGUCACAUUGUUAAAUUAAACAUUUGAAGUUUCUGUAAUAUUCCUGAGGGAGCGGAGUUCCCUCUGAUGCAUCAAGAAAAUGAAGCACUGUUUUAGACCUCGGGGAACAUGUUUAUCACUCACAAAAAGAAACCCUUAGAGCCAUGGCAGUGUAUCUUCAGAAACCGACUUCCUUUUCUUCUCCAAACAACUUAAAGGUUUAUAGAUAUGUCUCUGGUCCUUUAGAGAAAUUCUAUCAAGAAAACCUGCUGUGAGGCUAUGUACUCUUCUGUUGUUUUAUCUAAAUGUCUAACUGGUCUGGUUAAUACCUCUUUUGGUUAUUUUGUGUGUAUUUAUUAAUGGUUACUUGAAAAGUUGCCAUCAGCCAUGAGGACUUUUUAGAAUGAUUAUCAACACACAAAAUAAAAAGAGCAGAGCUCUGGCAUAAUAUUUGAAUUUUCAGAUACAGUAUCCAUAUUUUUUACAUCACAAAGCUCGUAGGCCUAUAUUCCAUUUAAAUAUGCUAUAUAGAUAUAUGGCCUAAAAAUAGUGGUGCAUUUUAAAUUUAUGAGGCCAUUAGAUCAUGUAAGAAUCAGCAAGUUGUAUAAAAUAUACUGGCACAAAAGUAGAAGAUUGGCUAAAUAUUCAGGAUGUAAGAUUAUCUACAGCAGUGAAGAGGAUUUGUUUUCUUCUUUGUUUUAGUUGAAAAUAAACUGAUUUUUCAAUAUGCAGUUGGAACUAUUUAGCACUACUUACUAUUUGAAAGGUGACAAAUAAGUAAGAAUACAAAAGGAGGCUUGACUUUGAAACAUUAUUAUAUCAUGACCUUAAUGGCUUAGAGAACAUAAUUUUUCACAAAUUCAAGUUUUAAUUUGAUAAAUAUCCAUAGGUUAACCUCACACAUGGAGAUACUGUUAUGAAGUCUAUUCUGUGAUGAGUGUGGAAAUUUAUUCCUUUGGAUUGUGGAGAAAAAAUGUACAAGAGCAAUUCUGUGGAUUGAAAUAGCCAAAUUGUACUAUUUUUCAAAGAUGGAGGAUGCAAAUGAUACUGUUGAAAUUAAAACAAAAAAAUAAGCAUAGAUUAUGCACUUUUAUAGUAGAUAGUGGACAUUGUUAAAAUGAAGAAGGUUGUUUGGUCAGUAUUAGACUUAGUUUCAAGUUUCAAUACAAAUAUUUGUGUCCUUAAUGAUAUCAAUAUCAAUGCAUUUAUUCUGUCAAAAUAAUUUUUUUGGUGGAUGAGAGGGACCUAGAUGAAAUCAAAAUAAAUGUUAAUGGAACUUUUAAGAGUGAACCAAUCCUCAAUAAUUUUAAAAAAUUGCAAUGGGUGAAAGCUGGUUUACAUACAACAGAGAUUCAAAGCAUUGUUUUAUUUCUAAUCCAGUGUUCAGUUUUCAACUUAUUUAAAAGAUAAAUAAAAUUCCAAAACCAAGUAGUUUUUGUUUUCAAAACUGUUCAGAAAAAAAAAAAAAAAACAAGAUGUCUAAGAGGUAAUUAUACAAGUCCUUGAUAAGAAUACUAAGCACACUGUUUACUAUUUGAGGGAGCUAUUUAUUCCAAUACAAUAAUAUAACUGGCGUAAUAUAAUUUUUGAAUAAGUAUACAUUUCUGCUUUUAAGAAAGCAUUCAUUUUGCACAUGGGGAAUGCUGAAUUUGGUAGUAUUGGAUCUGUUGCACCUGUAAAAUGUAAAUUUCUACAAUGUGAUCUAAAAAUGAACAAUAACUUUAUUUUUUAAAGAAAUUUUAGUGAGCUAUUUAGGUUAGAAUAUCUGAGAUUUUUCUGACACUUCUAUGUUUGGAGCUUACAGGGGAAAAGGAAUUCAUUCAAUCAAAAUGUCAUUUUUAAUAUUGUAUGACUUUUAGACAAGAUUUCAAAGGAUAGUUUGAAUGAAGAAGUAAAUCAAUGUUUAAGUUGCAUAUAGCAAUGGGAAUGAUCAGUAAAUAACAAUUCACUCUUUGUGUGGAGUGGCAUUAAAAAAAUAAUAUAAAGUUAUGGCAUUAGACAUAAAUUCAAAAUUAUAAAAAAGCAUUGAUUUAAAUAAAUUCUAUUAAAAUACCCCAUUUCAAAAUGUUAAAUAAAAUAAAAUUAUUCAGCCUGAUUUGAAAAACAUGAUUAAGAAGAUACAUUUGUAUCUUCUGUGAGUUUCCCUCAUUUAACUUACCUGUAGAUGAAAAGUCAUCUAAUGAGGGAAAAGAGACAUUUACCUAGAACCCGUUUGGUAGACUUUAUGACUUUCUCUGGCUCGAAUGCAGAUGACUUCCCUGUAUACGGCUUUUGAGGUUAUCAAGAAUAAUUAUUGCCGCCUCUUUGUGAAACCAUGUCAGGAGGAGGCUAUGUUUCUAGUAGCUACUGAAGAAGUAUGUUGAGUGGGAAUAAACCCAGGGCAAUCAGAGCAUGUAUAAAAAACCAGAGAUAUGGAAUUCACUCCUCACUAAAAAGUGCAUUAAAGUGUAUUAAAGUGUACAUGCAGAAAAUGAUUUCAAAAUUCAAGGAUUUCUGAUAUCAAGAGUUAAAUACUUGGCCAAUAAAAAGAGUCCAUGAGGACAUGAUGGUCAGGGCUCUGAUGUGUAUUCUAUCCUCACACUGCAACAACAUCAGAAACCCUGUCUCUGAAUAUCACUUCUCUCGGAAAAUAAAAAUGACUAUGCUCUCUUCUUCCCCUUUUUUGUCUAACAGGAAUCAUAAAAAUUAUCAGACAGAAACCAUAAACACUUUGUUGCCUUUUAAGAAAAAAUGUGACAUUAUACACAUAUAAACAUAAUUCACUCACUUGCAUAGGAUUGAAUGCUUGCUUAUUGAUUUAUAAAUUUUUACCCAAAAUUUUUUCAAAAAUAUAUAAGAUUUUAGUGCUGGAAAAUUAUGAAUUUUUUUUGGAUCUGCCAUUCAUGGAGAAGACCAGUAAUAUCUUUCCUCUGAAUUCAUGUGUCUAAACAUUGCUCUGUGGAUGACUAAUGAACAUAACCCUUACAAAAAACCAAACUUGCCUUCUUUAACCCUGAACAUGCUUCUCCUUUAACCUUUCCAUCUCCCUAAGUGUCAACUCAACCUUCCGGGCUCCAGGGCUCAAAACUUUCCAAUCAUCCUCUUUCCUCUCUCUCUCUCUCUCUCAAAAACCACAUCCAAAAUCAGCCAACUCAUACUGUGGGAUCUCCUUCAAAAUGUAAUAUCCACACUCUGACCACUUCUCUAACCAUGACAUCAUUACCCUGUUCCAAGACUUCAACAUUUUCCACCUGGAAUAUUUUAAUAAUCCAAAAACUAAUCUCUUUGCUUCUGUCCUUGGCCGCUAGAGUGGAUUUAUAACACAUUAGCAAGAGUGAGCUCAGAUCAGGUCCCUCUUCUCAAAGCCUGCUGGAAUAAAAACCAAUGUCCUUAUAGUAGAGAAUGAGGAGGGUUGAUAGGAAGUCUGUAAGCGCCAGCAGAGCAGAAUAGCAUAUUUUCUGAUUGGGUUGGACUUUUCACCUGUAUGAUGCAAAAGUAAUUGUUAAAUACUUUAAUUUCUUGCUUCUAAAGUUCUACAUAAUAUACCCUCUCACCCCGACCUUGGCUUUUCUUAGAGAUUUCAUAAGAAUGUUUCUUCUACUCUUUAUUCUCUUGCCAAAUUGUCAUCCUUGCUGUGCCAAGAGUUUGCCAACCUUUCCUCCAGCUCAGAACCUUUGCAUUUUUGUUCCUUCUGCCUCUUUCCAUCUCCCAUAUCCACAUAGUUUAUUCCCUCAUUUCUUUCAUCUUUGCUAAAAUGUCACCUUCUUAGAGAGAACUCUUUAAAUUUUCCUAUUUAAAAUUACAAGGCCCUAUGGUUCUUCAUACUUCCCCUUUCUGCUCUAUUUCUUCCCCAUAGCUUUUGUCACCUUCUAAUAUGCCAUAUAGCUUAUAUAUUUUGUUUAUUUUACACUUUUUCCUAAUAGAAUAUGAACACACAAGCAGGGAUUUUGUCUGUCUUGUUUACUGUUGCAUUACUGGUGCCUUAAUAGUGCCUGGAAUUUAGUAGCAAAUCCAAAAAGAUUGCAUGAAGAUCUUCAUUUGUUUCAGCAUGCUGUGUUAUGUAGUAGCCAGUAGUAUGCACUUAAGGAGAGGUGGUUUUUUGUUUUUUGUUUUAAAUUUAUUUGACAGAGAGAGACACAGCGAGAGAGGGAACACAAGCA
This is a messenger RNA of Zalophus californianus (California sea lion), 9219 nucleotides long. It is a transcript of the gene CLVS2, whose product is annotated as clavesin 2. NCBI's taxonomy places the organism in Eukaryota, Metazoa, Chordata, Mammalia, Carnivora, Otariidae. Gene Ontology annotation, cellular component: membrane. Bases 662 to 1645 code for a protein of 327 amino acids. The transcript is spliced from 6 exons. Gene Ontology annotation, molecular function: phosphatidylinositol bisphosphate binding. The record is from RefSeq and is a predicted model, not a curated record.